Molecule: messenger RNA, 577 nt
Organism: Brassicogethes aeneus
Lineage: Eukaryota; Metazoa; Arthropoda; Insecta; Coleoptera; Nitidulidae
Source: the annotation of a GenBank genome assembly
UAAAAAUCAGUAAGUCUGUAGACUCGCAACACAGACCUUUAAAAAUCAAAAUGUUCAAAUUGGUGGUGUUGUUCGCUGUCGUAGCCGUGGCUGUAGCUAAACCAGGAUACCUUGGAGGACAUUUGGGAUACUCUGUCGUAGCGUCGCCCUUGGCCUACUCUUCUCCAGUAGCCUACACUUCUCCAGUUGCCGUAGCUCACAGCUACGCCGCUCCAGCUGCCGUCAGCCACACCUACAGAAAGGACAUCAUUAGCAAACCAAUCGUAGCCACCUACGCUGCUCCAGCUAUUGUUGCCGCUCCAGUAGUACAAAAGACCAUCGUAGCUGCUCCAGUACUUCACAGGACCAUUGUAGCUGCUCCAGUACUUCACAGGACCAUUGUAGCUGCUCCAUCUUACGCUUACUCUGCUCCACUUUCUUAUGCUGCUCAGGUACCAGCCGUACAAGCCUGGUAAAAAGAGGACUGAUAUAUUAUUUAUGUAUAAAUAAACUACUUUAUUUAAUUAAUAUAGUUGUUUCUGGUUUUUAAACCAUUUCUAAAAUUAAAAGAAAAUCUUUAAUGGUGAAUUAAUAUUUG